UAUACAGGUACUACCUACAGCUGUAAUACAACCGAUACCCAGUGUGUGGCACUGACAUGCAGUUCCCAGGUCAUCAUUGCAGUUGUUGUAACAGCACUUGUCCUUGUCCUUAUCCUUAUCCUUGUGGGCGCAGUGGCUAUCAUCAUACGGUGCAGAAAGAAGAAGAAGAAAAGUGCACGUAACCCCGCCGACGUUAAGGAGGGAUUACUCCCAGGUGCACGUAACCGCGACGACGUUGAGGAGGGAUUACUCCCAGGUGCACGUAACCGCGACGACGUUGAGGAGGGAUUACUCCCAGGUGCACGUAACCGCGACGACGUUGAGGAGGGAUUACUCCCAGGUGCACGUAACCGCGACGACGUUGAGGAGGGAUUACUCCCAGAUGAAAGGGAUGUUUCUAAAACGGAAAUGGCAGACGGCCAGGAACGAAUGAAUGAAGACCACGAAAAUGAUUCUGAGGAUAAAAGUGAUGAUGAUGAAAACACUGACAAUGACAGCGAGGAAGACAUAGGUCAACCGCUGAAGCGUAUUAGAGAUUUCGUGAGGGAUCCCCAGGAGCAGGAUGUGACCUUGCAUGUCAAAGUCGUGAAGGUGGGACAAGUGGAGGAAAAAUCCAACAAGAACCAGUUCAUGGCCACUGUGGCUGAUGACACCUCAGCUGUUGACAUUUGUGUGAGAGAAGAAAACCUCUUUGACAAAUUCGAACUGGAGAAAUGCAUUAUUCUGAGAAAUGUCACCUGGAACGGGAAGGUUUUAUUCACGAAGUCCUCUUCCACAGCAACUUUUGCCGCGGAGAUUCAGGCUCCAGAAAAUAUCAUCGCCGAUGCUUUUGGGGAAGGAGAACCAGUGCCCAUAUCCGAAAUCACCAAACAGGAUUUUUUGACCAAAAUUAGUUUAAAAGGAAAAAUUGUGAAGCAAACCCCUCUCAUAAAACGGAAGUGCUAUGGGAAGGUGUUGUCAUAUCGCAAAGUUAAACUGGAGGAUGAAACUGGUUCUGUCGAUGUGGACGUCUGGGGCGACAUUGCAGAGCAGAUGCAGCUGGGCAAGGUCUACAAAGUCAUCUCCUGUAAGAAGCGAAAACCUCGGAUGCCUCACGAUCCAUGGGUCACAACAACACCCACGUCUACAGUGAUGCUCCUACCCUCCUAACCACUAAAGCAUAUCAGGAAAGAUCGUUACCAAAGAGGUACGCUUGUCGGGAUCGACGUCAAACCAUACAUGUCCUGUCCAAAUCCCAGAUGUUUCCGUUUCCAACUGACAGACAGGCUAUGUGAAUCUUGUCUGCAUAAAAUCCCGGACCAGGACCAGGUGAGUUAUGGAGUGGCCAUUAUUGACACCCGGACACCUAAAGAAAACGUUCGCUCACUGACCGUCUACUGGCCAGAGCUCAGCCAAAUGUUCCAACUGUUCGAGAAGGAGACACCACCAAAGAGUGACAAGAAUAAGAUUUGUGAGGCCUUUGAGGAUCUUAUCAACAGAAGUGUGAAGUACCAGGUAUGUGGGAUCGUCAGCGAGUUUAAACUGUAGACAGAAAAACAGCCCUCGGAGUGUCAGGUGCUGGUAAAUGUGUGAACUUUCAUUUGUUCAAUAGGUCAAAGACCGUUAGCUGAUAUGUAGUAUUGAGCUUUGAAUCAUGGUGAUGAUGUGACUUAAUGGCUGCUAUACAGGUCUGGUAGAGUUUGUGUUGAUUUUAAUAUAUUUUAAUAUCUAUGAGCUUUAAGUGGCAAUGCACUGUAGAUUCAGUGUUUUGUGAAAUGUUGUACACAUCUGUGUGUUGGUGCAAAGGGCAUUUACAAGGCUGAUCAAGUAGUCAGACAACGAUGAACUGUCUUCCUGACGUGAGUCAAUUUUACGAAGAUUGUAAUUUCUAGUCCUACAUCAAGCCUUCACAUGUGUAUUUUUCAAUCUGUCUUUGAUAAUACUUUAUUAUUUUUCACUUUCAAGUAAAUGCAGAGUUCUGUCUGUGGAUGUUGUGUCCAUACUGUCACUGUCUUUCAAGGGAAGGAAAGUACAAAUAACAACAUAUUUCUAUGUGUUGAAUUUGAUAAAUGUUCUCAUACUGAUGCCACAUGCUUCCAGAAGCUUCAUGGACCAUUCAUUAAAUGGAACAGAAUUGUUUCUGAAAUGUCAGUGCUCUUACUAUCCAUACAUUUUGUUACAUUAAAAGGGUGACAGUAAGGACAAUUACAGUAACAGUAUUGUCAAAUAUAGCGUUAAAGAUAAAAUUUACAGAAUGUAACAUUAUUAAUAUGUUUUACUUUAAGUUUUAUGUCAAGACUUUAAUGUAUUUUCUCAAUUUCCAAAUUUCAACUGUUUAUUUUCAUUCACGUUGAACAAAACAGGUAACACUAAGGACAAAUGUGGUAACAGUAUGGACAUGUUUUUGAAAAGUUAUUAAAAGACUUCCUACAAAGAUAUUUGUACAUAGAUAACUGGAGUAUUGUGUUUGCUUGUAAGCAUUCUUAAUAUUUUCAUAGCGUUCUAAAGCUAAACAUACCAUUUAAAGAAUGUAAUAUUAUUAAUAUGAAAAAAUCUGGUUUUGCUUAAAGCCUAUGUCAAGACUUUAAAGCAUUUUCCAUUUCAAACAAGUCAACAUGUAAUUAUCAUUCACUGUGGACACAAGAAAUAACACCGUGGAAAAGGAUAACUAGAGUAUUACGUUAAUGGGUAAAGAUUCUUGACAUUCAUUGCAUUCUUUACGGUAGCGUGUGUUAUAGCUUGGAGAGUCCUUUUAUUAAAAAUGUCAAAUGUGGAAUAUUUCUACUCAUGGAAAACAACCUGUUUCAUAAAAAAGAGAAUGGCCCAUGUUAAUUUAAUUCUAUGGUAAAAUAAAAAUACAUUUAUUAAGAACUAAGCAAAUUAUUUAAUAAAAGGAUGCUCUUGUGUGGUGUUGGCAAUAAUUUAGGUUUGGAAAAAAUGCUGUAUAUCAUUCUUCAUAAUGCAUAACUUGAUGAUUAAAAUUAGCAUACCAGGUAGAGGUUAUUUCUACAAAAAUAGGAUCAUGAAUAUUUUCAUUAUAUACUGAACAUCAUUGAAAACGCACCACCUGUAUUAGUUUGGAUUUCCAAGAGCAUAAAUGAGCAAUCGGUGUAAAUUUUACAUACUUUUGUAGUCCAAUGAUUGAUAAAGAAAAGAAACAAGAACCGAUCCAGCAAAACAUUUAAGUUUUUAUUCAGCUGACCAUGAAAGAAAGAUGGAUUUAGAUUGGAAAGUCAGUAACAUGUAUGACCACCGUUAGCAGCAAUACAAGCUGUGCAACGUCUCCUCGUUGAACUGAUAAGUCUCUGAAUAAUGUUUUGAGGCAAUGCAUUCCAGUCUUGUUGCAAGGCAUUCUCAAGUUCCCCAAGGUUGUUGCUCUGUGAGCGACAUGAGAGGCGUUUGCCGAUGUAAUCAUACAAGCGUUCAAUGGGAGAGAAAUUUGGU
Haliotis rubra (blacklip abalone) is the source of this 3423-nucleotide messenger RNA. RefSeq lists its product as uncharacterized. The coding region runs from base 409 to 1149 and encodes 246 amino acids. NCBI's taxonomy places the organism in Eukaryota, Metazoa, Mollusca, Gastropoda, Lepetellida, Haliotidae. The transcript is spliced from 11 exons. The record is from RefSeq and is a predicted model, not a curated record.